AUGGCUGAGACAGUUAAAGGUAUGACAAAUCCAUGUGUUGAUACCGAUCAAAAACGGGACAGCACUGUUCGAGCACAACUGCGGUCCCAAUCAGCAAAAUACGCGGAAUUACGUCACAGAGACUGCAUUCGGUCACAAUGUUAUCUUGGUCGAGCAGGACAAAAAGUGAAUGACGUUGGUUCUUUGAAAGUUUGUCGUACUACAGUCGAUGCUAACUUAACAGCUGGAAAUUUUAGUGCGUGUAUAACGAUCGACGUUAUUAAACAAGCUGCUCACUACAGAAAACAGUUUUUGAUUGAUGAAGAUAUAUUUAAAGAAAUGCGUGUCUUGAUGCAUUUUUUUCGAGAAGCGGAUACAAAUUCAGCCUAA
This is a messenger RNA of Didymodactylos carnosus, 369 nucleotides long. NCBI's taxonomy places the organism in Eukaryota, Metazoa, Rotifera, Eurotatoria, Philodinida, Philodinidae. The record is from the annotation of a GenBank genome assembly.